UAGCAGCAACGCUCUUAUAUCCGUUAGCAUGACUGAGACAGCAGCAACUCUAGCUCCAACAGCUGAGGCUCCUGCAGCCCAGGCUUCACCGAAGAAGACCAAGACCUCGAAGAAAGUCGGAGUAGCGAAGAAGCUGGCGACCAAGCCGAAUCAUCCACCGACUGGUGAGAUGGUCAACGCCGCCAUCAUUGCUCUCAAGGACAAGAAGGGAUCUUCUCUUCAGGCCAUCAAAAAAUACAUCGCUGGUAACUACAAGGUCAAUGUAGACAAACAGUCCAUCUUUAUCAAGAAGUACAUCAAGUCCGCCGUUACCAAAAAAACCAUUGUUCAAACCAAGGGAACUGGAGCCGCCGGUCGUUUCAAGAUCGCCGCUAAAUCCGAGGGUGAGAAGAUUGCUAAGAAACCAGUUGCAACGAAAAAACCAGUUGCCGCCAAAAAGCCUGUAGUUCCCAAGAAAGCUAAGGCAGUAGCUAAGCCUAAAGAUGACGCGGUGAAGAAACCAACUGCCGCCCAGAAGCCUGCUGCAGCCAAGAAACAGACCGCAGCGAAGAAGGCUCCAGCUAAACCCAAAGUGGCAAAACCAGUAAAAGCAAAGACCACGAAAACUCCAACAAAGCCUAAGGCACCCAAGCCCAAGAAGGCUGCAGCACCAAAGGCUAAGGCCGCUCCCAAGAAAUAAAUCUUUUUAUAAACCAGUCCUUCUCAGGACUACUAUAAUCGGCCCUUUUCAGGGCCACCAUUUUUUUUUAACGUAUAACAAACUUAUUGCGUUGAACAUAUAUAUUAUUUUCAAGGAUGAAGAAUCUAAUAGAAAAACUAAAUAUAA
Phymastichus coffea is the source of this 826-nucleotide messenger RNA. Its product is annotated as histone H1-like. The record is from RefSeq and is a predicted model, not a curated record. The coding region runs from base 29 to 679 and encodes 216 amino acids. Gene Ontology annotation, cellular component: nucleosome; nucleus. The transcript has a single exon. NCBI's taxonomy places the organism in Eukaryota, Metazoa, Arthropoda, Insecta, Hymenoptera, Eulophidae. Gene Ontology annotation, molecular function: structural constituent of chromatin; nucleosomal DNA binding; double-stranded DNA binding. Gene Ontology annotation, biological process: negative regulation of DNA recombination; nucleosome assembly; chromosome condensation.